AUGAACUACGAGGACGAUGCUCGGUGGGCGAACCCACCGCAGCCUGUCGCUUCCGACGCGCCACCGCCGCCGAUGUUCGACCACGCGAUGACCAGCGAGGAGUAUGAGAAUGAGAGGAAGAAGAACCCGAAGCCGACGAAGGGCAUCUCGUUCACACAGGCGCUGUUGGCGUCGGGUGUCGAGAAGUCGGACGGCAAAAUCAAAUUGACAGCCAGCUCAUUGAUGGAGGUCGGAACUUAUGCGGUUUUCCUCAUCGUUCUCGUUUAUGUGGCGUUCGCCCAGAACAACAUCCAAUCCUACUACUACAACAAAGUGAUGAACGAUUUGUUCGUUUCAAGAAGUCCGACGGUUGGAACGUUGACAUUCAAGACAUGCACCACUAUGGACGAUAUCUGGACGUGGCUCUCUCAAAUAUUGAUCACCGGAAUUUACUGGAGCGAAACGGACAAUUCGACCGACACCGACAUGAUCUACUAUGAGAACAAAUUGCUCGGCGAGCCGAGAAUCCGAAUGCUCAAGGUCCGAAACGAUUCGUGUACGGUGAUGAAAAGCUUUCAACGAGAAAUCAAAGAGUGCUUCGCGAACUACAAGGAGGAUUUGGAAGACCGUCAGCCAUUCGGCAACCAAACCGGCGCCUAUGUGUAUCAGACGGCGAAGGAAUUGGAGAACCACGCAACGUCGGGCAGCAUUGCCACCUACGGCGGCGGCGGAUUCGUGCAGAAGCUGCCGCUGACCGAAUCCACUGAAGCGCAAUCAAGUCUCGAGCAGCUCAAGUCGAAUCGCUGGAUUGAUCGUGGAACUCGAGCAAUCAUUGUCGACUUUGCUCUCUAUAAUGCAAAUAUCAAUCAAUUCUGUGUUGUCAAGCUACUAUUCGAGCUGCCAGCCUCCGGCGGAGUCAUCGCAUCGCCGAUAUUGAUGACGUACAAUUUGAUGAGAUAUCAGGAAAAAUCUGGAACCGUCAUGAUCGUCUUCGAAGGCAUUUUCAGCGGAUUCAUACUAUUUUUCAUAUUGGAAGAAUUAUUUGCAUUCGCUCGUCAACGCCUCUAUUAUUUCUUCUCAUUCUGGAAUCUCAUCGAUGUUUUACUUCUUGGGUUCAGCGUCGCCGCAAUGAUCCUUUCAAUUCGUCGAACCUCGAUUGCCACCGAUCGAGUCAAUAAAGUGAUUGAAGGAGGCCUUCUGAAUGCCGCAUUCGACGACGUCACCGCUGCCGAGAACAUCUAUCUCAACAUGAAAGCGCUCGUCGUUUUCAUCGCCUGGGUCAAAGUGUUCAAGUUCAUUUCGGUCAACAAGACCAUGUCGCAGUUGUCGUCGACGCUCACCAGAUCCGCCAAGGAUAUCGGCGGAUUCGCCGUCAUGUUCGCCGUGUUCUUCUUCGCGUUCGCCCAAUUCGGAUACCUCGUGUUCGGAACCCAAAUCUCCGAUUAUUCCAAUUUGUACAAUGCCGCUUUCGCGCUGCUUCGCCUCAUUCUCGGAGAUUUCAAUUUCGCAGCUCUCGAGAAUUGCAACCGCUUCUUCGGACCCGCGUUUUUCAUCGCCUACGUCUUCUUCGUCUUCUUCAUUCUUCUGAAUAUGUUCUUGGCCAUCAUCAACGAUUCGUACGUUGAAGUCAAGGCGGAAUUGGCGCGAAAAAAAGAUGGCGAAGGAAUUUUGGAUUGGUUUUUGAAUAAAAUUCGAGGAUUCGGAAAAAAAGGAAAGAAGCCCGAGAAACCGGAAGACAAUCUGACAUACGAAGAGUAUAAAAUGAUACUUUAUAGAUCUGGCUACGCUGAAAAGGAUAUCAAUGAAGCUUAUACUAGAUUCAAUGUGACUUCAAUGCAGGACCAUGUUCCACCAAAGAUUGUCGAGGAUAUUGCUGAUGAGGUGGCUAAAACCGCCGAGCAAAGGCGAACUUAUAUGGAGAACCAUCGGGACUAUGUCAUUUUGAAUCGUCGCGUCGAUCAAAUGCAAGAAUCCGUGUUGAAUAUUGUGGAUCGAAUCGAGCAAAUCAGCGGCACUCUGAUGCAAAUCGAGCAGCAGCGAAUGAAGGCCAAAGACGAGCAAAACGUGAAUGAGAUAAAUAAUCUAUUCUACAACGAUCUCCGCCAUCGCAAUGUGACGCACGGCGCGUCGCAUUCAAAUGACAGUCACGAUCUCGCCGAUUGA
This is a messenger RNA of Caenorhabditis bovis, 2142 nucleotides long. Lineage: Eukaryota; Metazoa; Nematoda; Chromadorea; Rhabditida; Rhabditidae. The record is from the annotation of a GenBank genome assembly.